This is a messenger RNA of Orbicella faveolata, 1026 nucleotides long. RefSeq lists its product as uncharacterized. The record is from RefSeq and is a predicted model, not a curated record. NCBI's taxonomy places the organism in Eukaryota, Metazoa, Cnidaria, Anthozoa, Scleractinia, Merulinidae.
AUGGCUGGUCCCUGCAGCCACCAAGUUGGAGAUGUCCACGAACUUGAGGGAGGUAGUUUUGAGAGCCAGAUCAGCGUCGGACUGAACAGAACCCUCAUCAGUCCUCAGACGGAUACCUAUCACUACAAAGCUUACUUGGAGACCUUGGUGAAUUACACCAGAGAUGACGGAGACCAUUCUGAAACCCCAAGGGUGGUUCAAUAUGGUCAAUGUACCGGGCACCGACAUACUGGACAACGCCAAUUAAGUGAAUCUGGCCCAUGCCAAAUUCAGAGACCCGACGCCAGAUCAACAAGCUUAUGUCCGUCAAAUCAGAGCAUCUUUUGCUUUGUGCCACACAGAAAAGUGUUUAAUCUCAGCAAACUGUUGAUACCCAGUGUACAGAUCGGUAUCCAGAUGUACUUUAACCCACCGGUUCUGUGGUCUAUGAGAUACAAGGGUGCCAAGGCCUUUCGGUUGAAUGCUGAAGACAUCAAAUCAAACUGUAUCUGUCAAGUGAGACUCGAUCCCUCUGUGUGCAGGGAAUUGAUGACUGAGAUGAACAGAAAGAACAUUGUGACCAACCCGAUGGUGAGAAGUGAGAUACGAACUUUCAAUAUCACACAGAACACGCUACGCUGUGAGAUCAGUAACCCUUUCCAGAACAGACUACCCAACAUGGUAGUGGUGGGACUGGCGAUCUCUACGGCCUUCAACGGUGCCAUCGGCGAGUAUCCUUACACCUUCCAGCAGUUUAAUCUGACUAGCAUCAAACAGGUGGUGAGGGGAGAAACCUAUCCCUACAAGUCUUUAGGACUGCUGGGGAACAAUGGUAGCAAAGAUGCUAGAGGUUACAGACAAUUUUUACAAGCCACAGGAUGUCUGAUUAAGAGCCAAGGAAACAUAGUGAAAGCAGAGGAUUGGGGGAAUGGAAAAGGCUGCACCCUGUUUGUAUUUGAGAAUGUGGCCAUUGUCUUUGGUGAAUUCGAACAUUUCUUAGAGAUCAACAGUAACAAGACAGUACAGUAUGACGUGUGUCAACUCUGA